Messenger RNA from Rotaria sp. Silwood1, 549 nucleotides. The record is from the annotation of a GenBank genome assembly. NCBI's taxonomy places the organism in Eukaryota, Metazoa, Rotifera, Eurotatoria, Philodinida, Philodinidae.
AAUGAUGAUAUACAAACAAAUAAACGUAUAAAAUUAUCUGAUCCAAGUGAAUUAACAUCAUCUUUAUUAAUAACAAAAUUAGAACAUGAAAAAGAACAAUUAACAAAUACACAAAUACAUCUUGAAAAUCAAUAUCAAGAACAUAUUAAAUUAUAUGAAUAUGAAAAAUUUCAAUGGAAUGAAUAUAUAAAAAAACGUGAAAAUGAAUUUAAUCAACAAAUAGGACAUUAUCAAUAUUUACUUCAACAAAGUUUAGAUGAAAUAAUUAAAAAAGAUAAACAAAUAGAACAACUAAAAAAAGAAAAUAAAGAUAUCGAUGAUCUUCUUCGUCAAAGUGUACAUGAUAAUGAACAACAAUUAAUUCAUAUAAGAAAACGUGAAGAAAUACAUAAUCAAACAAAAAGAAAAUAUGAAGAACUUUAUAAAGCUUAUAUAAAAUUGAAAGAUAAUUGUGCUACUCAACGAAAUAUAGAAAAAGAUCCAAUAGCUAGUACAAUUUCAAUUGCUAAUAAACCAAAGUCAACUAAAGAUGAUGUUAGAAAAAAGUAA